AUGGAGGCCGAGGAGACGAUGGAAUGCCUUCAGGAGUUCCCUGAGCAUCAUAAGAUGAUCCUGGACCGAUUGAAUGAGCAGCGAGAGCAGGACCGGUUCACUGACAUCACCCUGAUUGUCGACGGACACCAUUUUAAGGCCCACAAGGCUGUUUUGGCUGCUUGCAGCAAGUUCUUCUACAAAUUUUUUCAAGAGUUUACUCAGGAACCUUUGGUGGAGAUAGAAGGUGUUAGUAAAAUGGCCUUUUGCCUUGAGUUCACAUAUACAGCAAAAUUAAUGAUACAAGGAGAAGAAGAAGCCAAUGAUGUAUGGAAAGCAGCAGAGUUUUUACAAAUGCUAGAAGCUAUCAAAGCCCUUGAAGUCAGGAACAAAGAAAACUCAGCUCCACUAGAGGAAAAUACCACAGGAAAAAGUGAAGCAAAAAAAAGAAAGAUUGCAGAAACUUCAAAUGUUAUCACUGAGUCGUUGCCAUCUGCAGAAUCUGAACCUGUUGAAAUUGAGGUGGAGAUUGCUGAAGGCACAAUCGAAGUGGAAGAUGAAGGCAUCGAAACGUGAGAGGAAGUGGCUGCGGCCAAGCAGUCCAUAAAGUACGUUCAGAGCACAGGUUCGUCUGAUGAUUCCGCUCUGGCACUGUUGGCGGAUAUUACCAGCAAGUACCGUCAAGCUGAUAGAAAAGGGCAGAUUAAAGAUGAAGACGGCUGUGCAUCUGACCCCACAAGCAAACAGGAACACGUGAAAUCACACUCCACUGAGAGUUUCAAGUGUGAAAUAUGCAAUAAAAGAUAUCUUCGGCAGAGCGCAUGGAAACAGCACCUCAGUUGUUACCACCUUGAAGAAGGUGGAGUCAGUAAGAAGCAAAGAACUGGGAAAAAAAUACACAUAUGUCAGUACUGUGAGAAACAGUUUGACCACUUUGGACAUUUUAAAGAACAUCUUCGAAAGCACUCAGGUGAAAAACCUUUUGAAUGUCCAAAUUGUCAUGAACGAUUUGCUAGAAAUAGCACCCUCAAAUGUCACCUGACUGCGUGCCAAACUGGAGUGGGGGCAUAAAAGGGAAGAAAGAAGCUUUAUGAAUGUCAGGUCUGUAACAGUAUGUUUAACAGCUGGGACCAGUUCAAAGAUCACUUGGUAAUACACACUGGAGACAAACCCAGCCAUUGUACUUUGUGUGACUUGUGGUUUAUGCAAGGAAAUGAAUUAAGGAGGCAUCUCAGUGAUACUCAUAAUAUUUCAGAGCGUCUAGUAACUGAAGAAGUUCUUUCAGUAGAAACACGUGUGCAAACUGAACCUGUGACAUCAAUGACUAUUAUAGAACAAGUUGGGAAGGUGCACAUGUUACCAUUGCUUCAGAUUCAUGUGGAUUCAGCACAAGUGACUGUGGAACAGGUCCAUCCAGAUCUGCUUCAGGACAGCCAAAUGCACGAUUCACAUAUGAGUGAGCUUCCAGAGCAGGUCCAGGUAAGUUAUCUAGAAGUGGGUCGGAUUCAGACUGAAGAAGGUACCGAAGUACGUGUAGAGGAGCUGCAUGUCGAACGGGUAAAUCAGAUGCCAGUGGAAGUACAAACUGAGCUUCUAGAAGCCGACUUGGAUCAAGUGACCCCUGAAAUCAUGAACCAAGGGGAGAGAGAGCCUACCCAAGCAGAUGCUGCUGAGGCGGCCAGAGAAGAUCACGAAGAUGCUGAGGGUUUAGACACCAAAUCAACAGUGGAUUCCCAAGCUGAAAAGGCAGGAAAUGAGAACAGAACACCUAUGCCAGUUUUAGAAUGAAAUAACAAAUGAAUAUAUUUUUAAAUUUAUGUGUUGAGUUUUUGAACUGAUGGUGGGCAGUGUGACUGUCCUUAAGCUAACAGACAUGUGGACCAAAGUGAAACUCUUUCCUGUUGUGCUGAACUGUUUCUAUUGAAAGAAACUGAUUUUCCCCCACAUGAUGCCACAGAGGAGGGAUCUUUCUCAUAAGUGAAUGGGAAGCUUUGAGAAGUAUAUUUCUGGAAAACUUAAAUGGAUUAUAUUCUUAUUAUAUAGUUGGGUACGAAUGUAUCUAUUUUCAUUGUGGUAAGGGUUCUCCCUUCUCUCUUUCCUCAGUCACAUCCUUCCUCAAUUUUUUUUUUUAAAUUGUAAAAUCGAAUGUUAAAAUCAUUAGAAUACAAGUUUAUGUAUUCUAAUGCAUGUUAGAAAAUUUGAUUUCAUAGGAAACUCAAGGCUGCACGAAGAAAAGUGCAUUGUUACUGUGCAGUUAAAAUUUUGGCUUCUGGCUUUUUUUAGUUUGAACAACAUUCUUGUCUACCCUGGUAGUCUCAGAUGUCAUCUCUGCAACAG
Molecule: messenger RNA, 2316 nt
Organism: Hippopotamus amphibius kiboko
Lineage: Eukaryota; Metazoa; Chordata; Mammalia; Artiodactyla; Hippopotamidae
Product: zinc finger protein 131-like
Biological process (GO): regulation of transcription by RNA polymerase II
Cellular component (GO): nucleus
Molecular function (GO): DNA-binding transcription factor activity, RNA polymerase II-specific; protein binding; RNA polymerase II cis-regulatory region sequence-specific DNA binding
Source: RefSeq, a predicted model, not a curated record